Messenger RNA from Onychomys torridus (southern grasshopper mouse), 2562 nucleotides. Its product is annotated as leukocyte immunoglobulin-like receptor subfamily B member 3. Lineage: Eukaryota; Metazoa; Chordata; Mammalia; Rodentia; Cricetidae. Gene Ontology annotation, biological process: cytokine-mediated signaling pathway. The record is from RefSeq and is a predicted model, not a curated record. Gene Ontology annotation, molecular function: inhibitory MHC class I receptor activity.
AUGAACAUCUUUCUUACUGCCCUGCUGUGUGUUGCACUGAAUCAUCUGGAUCUCUGGAUCCCGGCAUUGGCAGUGGUCUUCUCUAAACCCACACUUAGAGUUAUUCCAAGAAAUGUGGUAACGACUGGAAACCAAGUGACAUUCUUCUGUCAAGGCCCCUUAGAGGCCAAGGAAUACCGUCUCUGCAAAGAAGGAAGUCCAGAUUGCUUGGUACCAACAACCCUAAUAGAAACCGGGAACUUGGCCAAAUUCUCUAUCUCAUCAUUUGCGUGGAACAAUGCAGGGCAAUACAGGUGUGAGUAUAAAAGCCCCAAAGGCAAAACAGAACACAGUGACUACCUGGAGCUGGUGGUGACAGGGGUUCACCAGAGCAUUGUGACCCUGUCAGCCCUUCCCAGCCCAGUGGUGAUGGCAGGAGGGAAUGUGGCCCUUCAAUGUGUGUCACAACAUCCAUAUAACAGGUUCAUUCUGAUGAAGGAAGAUGAGAAGUUCUCCCCGGCUUUGCCCUCACAGAAUAUAUCCUCGGAGCUAUUUGGAUCCGACUUCACAGUUGGUCCUGUGACCCCCAACCAGAGGUGGAGGUUCACAUGCUAUGGGUAUCAAUUGAGCAGCUCCCAGCUGUGGUCAGUUCCCAGUAGCAUCUUUGAGCUUCUGAUCUCAGGGACCCUUCACAAACCCCGCAUAUGGGCUUAUCCUGGCUCUGUGAUCACCUCAAGGAGUCCUGUUACUAUCUGGUGUCAGGCGACCCGAGAAAGCCUAAUCUAUGUGAUAUAUAAAGAGGGAAGCCCAGGACCCUGGGAACAACAUGGCCCAAUAGCCCACACCAAUAAGGCCAAACUCACCCUUCCAUCUGUGACACAAGAGCAGGCAGGACGAUAUCACUGUUACACUUACACCUCUUCAGGAUGGUCAGAGCGCAGUGACGCCUUAGAGCUGGUGGUGACAGGAGUCUACAAGAAACCCACCCUGUCAACCAUGCAAAAUCCCAUUGUAAACUUAAGACAGUCUGUGACAUUCUCGUGUACCUCAAGUCAGAGAUACGACUGGUUCAUUCUAACUAAGAAUGGUCAGAAGUUCUCCAUCCCUCGGAGCUCAAGAUCCACACACACUGGGAUGUUCCUGGCUGAGUUUCCAGUGGGUCCAGCGACCUCCAGCCUGAGGUGGAAGUUCACAUGCUACGGCUAUUAUACAAAUAAUCCUCAGGUGUGGUCAGAAGGGAGCCAAGUCCUGGAGCUGUUGGUCUCAGGAAACCUCAAGAAACCCACCCUCUGGGCUGAGCCAGGCUCUGUCAUCAGCACAGGGAAUCCUGUGAACAUCUGGUGUGAGGGGACCAAGGAAACCCAAAUAUAUUUCCUGUAUAAAGAAGGAAGUCCAGCACCCUGGUUCAGUCAAACUCCAAAAGAUCCUGGUAACAAGGUCAUGUUCUCCAUAGCAUCCAUAGAAAAGCAUCAUGCAGGGCAAUAUCGCUGUUACUCUUAUGAAUCUGCAGGGUGGACAGAGCACAGUGAAGCCCUGGAACUGGUGGUGACAGGUGUUUAUCGUGGCAAACCUACUUUGUCAGGUGUGCCCAGCUCUGUGGUCACCUCAGGUGUGAAUGUGACCCAGUGUGUCUCAUCAAAAGGAUAUGAUGGCUUUAUUUUGACUGGUGCAGAUCUGAAGUUCUUCAGGUCCCAAAAGGCACAGUUAUUAUCCACUGGACAGUCCCAAGCUCUGUUUCCUGGGAUCUUUGUGACAUCCAGCACACAUGGGCCCUUCCAAUGUUAUGGAAACUAUUCAAAUGCCUCAAAUGUGUGGUCAGAGGCCAGCAACCCUCUGGAGAUACAUUUCUCAGGACUGUCAAGGAAGCCUACUUUGCUGACCCCAAAAGUCCCUGUCCUGGCCCCUGGAGAGAACCUGACACUCAAGUGUUCCUCUGAGAUAAGUUAUGACAGAUUUGCUCUGUUCAAAGAGGGGGGAAGUGACCUCACUCAAGUCUAUGUUCAUCAGCCCCAGGCUGGACAUUUUCAUGCCAACUUCCAUUUAGGCUCUGUGAAUUUCUCCAUUGGUGGUCAAUAUAGAUGCCUUGGUGCAAAAAGCUUCUCCUCUGAGUGGUCAGCCCCCAGUGACCCUCUGGACAUCUGGAUCACAGGAUACCUCCCUGUCACACCCAUUCUCUCAGUGCAUCCAGGGACUACUAUGUCCUCAGGAGAGAAUGUGACUCUACUCUGUCAAUUAUCAAUUCCAGUGGACACAUUCUUUCUGUUCAAGGAAGGUGCAGCUCAUCCCUACAUGCAACAAAGAUCAGCGUCUCAAGAUCUCCAAUAUGAGGCAGAAUUCUCCAUGAGUGCUAUGACCACAGGCUUUGGGGGUUCUUAUAUAUGCUUUGGUUCUAAGAGCUCAUCCCCUUACCUGUUGUCAUAUCCUAGUGACCCCAUCGAGAUCAUAGUCUCAGGACUGGCAAGAUAUCAAAAGGCUGUGAUUGUGGCUUCUGUGGCCUUCUUCCUACUGCUCUUCCUUCUCAUCCUCUCCCUUCUUCUCAGACUCAGGCAUCAGAAGAAAGACAGGAAGGGAGGUUCUGAGUAA